AUGCCGCCGAGAGUAUACUGCUCAUCAUUUCCCCCAAUUCAUCCGGUCGAUGUCGAUCUCCUUACCUAUCUAUUCUCGAACCCAAAGAAUACUCCCGAUGACAAACCCAUUUACAUCGAUGCUGUUACUGGUGCUUCUCGCAGUUAUGGAGAUAUCAAACGCAGGACUCGAUCGUUGGCUCACGGCUUACGCGAUCUAGGAGUGGAGCCUAAAGAUAUUGUCGCUUUCAUCAGUCCAAACAGUAUCGACUAUGCCAUCACUUGCUAUGGCAUCUUGGGUUGUGGAGCAACAGUGUCUCCAGUCAACGCAGCUUAUACACCCGUGGAGUUGCAGUCACAACUUGAAACCAGUGGAGCCAAAUAUCUGAUUGUUCACUCGGCUCUUCUCGAUACGGCCGAGAAGGCAGUCAAGUUUGAUCCCGAUAUCAAAGUGAUCCAGGCAGAUGGCACCCCUGACAAACAAGGCAGACCCACCGCGGAAUUUCUGGCAACUAAAUGUCCAUCCAGUCCACUUGUCAGCAUUCGACCAGAAGAAGCAAGUGAACGCCUGAGUUUCAUGUGCUUCUCUUCUGGUACAACAGGCCGAGCCAAGGGUGUCAUGACCACACACAAAAACCUAGUAUCCAAUGUUCAGCAAUGGCUGGCUCAAGUUCCCUACGAAGCAACCGGUGACCAGACGACAGUGACAUUUUUGCCGUUCAGCCACAUAUAUGGCUUGACUUCCUUUAUAUGUGUGAAUUCAAUGGUGGGAAACACCGCCGUUGUCCUGAGCCGUUUCGAACCCGAACGAUACAUGAGCUCUAUUCAGAAGUACAGACCAGAAUCCGUCAGCCUCGUCCCGCCAGUCAUGCUACUCCUCGCCAAACAUCCCUUGGUGGAGAAAUACGAUCUCGGCAGCCUGAAGAGGAUCCUCUCUGCCGCAGCUCCGCUAAGUGUGGGACUUCGGGAAGCAGUUGAAGAACGAUUCAAGAAGUUAUACGGGACAACGGUACUUGGCCUGCAAGCUUGGGGGAUGACCGAAACCAGUCCUUUAGGCUCGAUGGUGCCGCCGACUCGACCAGACAAACGGCACACCGUGGGGAAUAUUGCCCCGAGCAUGGAAUUCAGAGUGGUGGAUCCAGAGACCAUGCAAGAUACCGAGACUGACACGGAUGGUUCUUCCAAACCAGGUGAGAUCUGGUGUCGUGGACCCAACGUUACAAAAGGCUACUAUCGAAAUGAAGAAGCCACGAAAACCGGGUUUGCGUCCGACGAAGAUGGAAAGCUAUGGCUCCGCACUGGAGACAUUGGUCUGAUCGACAAAGACGGAUUUAUCAUCAUUGUCGACCGAAUAAAGGAAAUGAUCAAGUACAAGGGCUGGCAGAUAAUCCCGUCAGAAUUGGAAGGCAAACUACUGGAACACCCUGAUGUCGAAGAUGCAUGUGUGGUCGGACAUUGGGUUGAGGAGCAAGCAACCGAGCUGCCGGUGGGUUUCGUUGUCAUCACCCAGAAGGCGAAGACCACGAGCGAAAAGGCCAUUGUGGACGGUAUUCAUCAGUGGUUGAAUAGCCAAAUUGCGAACCACAAGAGAUUAAGAGGAGGUUUGUUUGUCGUCGAGGCCAUUCCAAAGAGCGCUAGCGGCAAGAUCAUGAGAAGGCAGCUAAAGGAUAUACUGAAAGCAAAGAGCCCGAAAGCAGAAUCAAAGUUGUGA
Rhinocladiella mackenziei CBS 650.93 is the source of this 1689-nucleotide messenger RNA. RefSeq lists its product as uncharacterized. The record is from RefSeq and is a predicted model, not a curated record. The transcript has a single exon. Gene Ontology annotation, molecular function: CoA-ligase activity. Gene Ontology annotation, biological process: secondary metabolic process. The coding region runs from base 1 to 1689 and encodes 562 amino acids. Lineage: Eukaryota; Fungi; Ascomycota; Eurotiomycetes; Chaetothyriales; Herpotrichiellaceae.